This is a messenger RNA of Psylliodes chrysocephalus, 673 nucleotides long. The record is from the annotation of a GenBank genome assembly. NCBI's taxonomy places the organism in Eukaryota, Metazoa, Arthropoda, Insecta, Coleoptera, Chrysomelidae.
GAAAAUUCUAACCUAACAAAUAAAAAUCUGUCACUGUCAAAUAGAAAAUUUAUUUUUGGAAAUUUUGAUAGUAUCGUGUGAUUAUUUAAUAACUUAUAUUUUGUCUUUUAAAUUAAUACGAAAACGUAAAAAUGGCAUCAGCACCAACAACUAAGACAAGUAUCUGCGAUAAAUUAGGUUUGAAAGCCCUAAAUAGGCAUAAUAUUUUAUAUCAUUAUGCACCGGCUCAUGGAGUGGUCAGCUACACUGCUCUUUCUGUGAAUGUAAUGAAUCCAUCCCUAAUUUAUAGGGUUUGUUCAAAAAGAGAUGUUACUAAUAUACUUUUAUGUCAGUCCGUUGUUUUUACUGGAUUAUAUUUGUAUAAUAGACCACAUUUAAGAACUUUACCUACAAAGGAGAAGAUUUUAUACAGCGCUUUUGGUGCAGUUACUUUCUCCUUAGGUUCUGUCUUAACAUGGGCUAUUUUACGAAGUGUAGUACCUCAAAAUGUGUUUCUCUGUACCAUAGCAGGUGUUGGUUCUGGUCUAGCUCUGGUCAAAAUUGCUCGAACCUAUGUUGAACAUGUGGAUUCUUUAGUGGAAAAGACAGCUUAGAAGAGCUUUUAAUAACUUAGACUAGUUUAUAUUUAAUAUAAUUGUGUAACGGUUUCCAAAAAUAAAUGUUUUUAAUAUUU